AUGUCUCUUAGAUACGUCCAGUUCAUAGAAGGGUUCAUGAACUCUGCCAACAAAUACUUCCUUGCUGGGCACCCCGUGAACUUCUACCUGUUCACAGACAGUCCCGAGAAGACCUCCCACCUUCAGAUGGCCCCUGAGAACCACCUGUUUGUCAUCCCUGUGCAGCAGGACCCCAGGUGGCAGGACAUCUCCAGGAGCCGCAUGGACAUCAUCAGCUCCUACAUCCAGAGGCAGUUCCAGCACGAGGUGGACUAUCUGUACUCCAUGGACGUCAACGUCCAGCUCCUGGCACACAUCGGCGUGGAGAUCAUCGAUGCCCUGGUGGCCACCAUCAGCUCCUGGCAGGUCACCCCACAGCAGGACAACAAAGCCUCUGAGACACACCCCGAGUCACACCCUGCCAUCCCUGAGGGACAAGGGGAUUUUUACUACACAGCCAGCUUCUAUGGGGGCAGCGUGUCCGAGGUGUACAAACUGACCCGAGCCUGCUCUGCAGGGCUGCUGCAGGACAGAGAAAAUGGCAUUGAGACCUCCUGGCACCACGAGAGCCACCUCAACAGGUACCUCCUGCAGCACAAGCCCACUCGCCUGCUGUCCCCAGAGUACUACUGGGACACAGAGCUGAGCCCCAGCAGCAUCCAGGUGAAGAGGAUGUGCCCUGUGCACCAGCACAGCCAGGGGCAAGCUCCUCAAACAAAGAAUGUGAGGCCUUUCCUCUUCACAGCCCCACUAAACUGA
This is a messenger RNA of Pyrgilauda ruficollis (rufous-necked snowfinch), 738 nucleotides long. Its product is annotated as histo-blood group ABO system transferase 2-like. Gene Ontology annotation, molecular function: hexosyltransferase activity. NCBI's taxonomy places the organism in Eukaryota, Metazoa, Chordata, Aves, Passeriformes, Passeridae. The record is from RefSeq and is a predicted model, not a curated record. The transcript has a single exon. The coding region runs from base 1 to 738 and encodes 245 amino acids. Gene Ontology annotation, cellular component: Golgi apparatus; membrane; vesicle. Gene Ontology annotation, biological process: carbohydrate metabolic process.